Molecule: messenger RNA, 1670 nt
Organism: Quercus robur (English oak)
Lineage: Eukaryota; Viridiplantae; Streptophyta; Magnoliopsida; Fagales; Fagaceae
Product: stemmadenine O-acetyltransferase-like
Exons: 1
Coding region: 191-1468 (425 amino acids)
Source: RefSeq, a predicted model, not a curated record
AUUGGAUUUCGUUUUCUAGAUAGAGGUUCAAUAUUCUUCACCAACUUUCAUUUUUUGGUCAUAGCAUCAUGAUCAACUUGCACGAUUGCAGAAAAGUAAAGCAACUCAUUGGUUAUAAAAUGGGAUUCACAUGUGGAAUUGGCAGCAAUAGCCGUGACUGAAUAACCUUCUUCUACUUACUAGAGCAAAGAUGAAAGUUGUAGUGGUAGAGAGUGAUACCAUUAAACCAUUGUCCCCAACACCACACCAUCUUCGUAAUCUCCAACUCUCCUUUCUUGACCAAAUUGCCACACCAGUUUUCAUGCCUAUGAUCCUUUUUUACCCAAGUGAUAACAAUUCCAUCAAUGCCCACAGAUUGAACAGGCUCAAGAAAUCCCUGUCUGAAACCUUGACAAACUUUUACCCACUUGCCGGUAGGGUUAAAGACAACUCCUUUAUAAACUGUAACGAUGAGGGUGUCUACUAUUUUGAAGCCCAAGCCAAGUGCCAAAUUUCCCAAGUUAUUCAGCAACCUGAACCAGCCCAACUCAAUAAACUACUCCCAUAUGAGCUAGAUAAUGUAGGAGAGUUAGUUUUGGCAAUUCAAGUCAAUGUUUUUGACUGUGGUGGAAUAGCUAUUGGAGUUUGCAUUUCCCACAAGGUUGCUGAUGCAUUAUCUCUAGCGAUGUUUCUUAAUAGUUGGGCUGCUACAGCACGUGGUGUUCGCAAUACAAUCUGUCCACGAUUUGAUUUGGCCACCCUCUUUCCACCUAGAAACAUUUCUGGGUUUAAACCAAGCACUGGAAUCAUGAAGGACAAGAUUGUGACAAAGAGGUUUGUGUUCAACGCCUCCAUGAUUGCAGCUCUUAAAGCUAAAUACACUGACAAUGCGAGCGUGGAGUGCAAAAGGUGCCCCACACGUAUUGAGGCCUUAUCGGCUUUCAUAUGGAGCCGAUUUGUGGCCGCUACCACUCAAGGGAAACUGGACCCAGAGAGGUUGUACACAGUGCUUCAUGCAGUCAAUCUACGCACAAGAAUGGACCCUCCAUUGUCAGAAUGUUACUUCGGAAAUAUUAGCCGAUUUUCUAUAGCCACACCUUGCAUGGACUCGAAAGGGGAGUGUCAUGGCCUCGUGAACCAAAUGAGAGAUGCGAUUAAGACAAUAGAUGGGGAGUAUGUGAAAAAACUACAGGAAGGCAAUGGGCACUUGAAUUUUAUGAAAGAGCGUGCUGAAAAAAUUACAAAAGGAGAUGUGCUUUCAUUUAGCUUUACUAGUCUGUGCAGGUUUCCUCUAUAUGAAACUAAUUUUGGGUGGGGAAAGCCUUUGUGGAUUGGUUCUUGCAGCCUGACCUUCAAAAAUUUAGUUGUUUUCAUGGAUACCGCAUCGGGUAAUGGAAUAGAAGCAUGGGUUAAUUUAAAAGAGGCCGACAUGGCUACCUUUGAAGGUGAUGAAGAGUUACUUGCCUUUGCUACACCAACUCGAUACUAAAAGGAUAGAAUUUGGCUCCAAACUGUUUGAAGGAUGAUACUUCACUCCAAUCUAUUAAAGGGUGAUUUAUAUGACCAUUCACAUAUUUUUAAUACAUAACCUAUCUUGAUAAUUGUAUAUCUAGUGUGGCUAUAGUCCGUACCAAAUGUGACGAUUUGUUUGGAAAUUUAUUUUUCCCCAAAGUGUGGUUCUAAUGUACAAA